Pezoporus flaviventris is the source of this 2348-nucleotide messenger RNA. RefSeq names its product DTW domain containing 1 (gene DTWD1). Lineage: Eukaryota; Metazoa; Chordata; Aves; Psittaciformes; Psittacidae. Gene Ontology annotation, cellular component: nucleus. The record is from RefSeq and is a predicted model, not a curated record. The transcript has 5 exons. The coding region runs from base 159 to 1085 and encodes 308 amino acids. Gene Ontology annotation, biological process: tRNA modification. Gene Ontology annotation, molecular function: tRNA-uridine aminocarboxypropyltransferase activity.
AGCGCUCCUCCGCGCCCGCUCUUCCGGUCCCCUCCUUCCCGCGCUGGCCGAGCCCAACACUUUCGUUCCGGGGGCUGCGAGGGCCGCGGAAGAGCUGGGCAGUCCUCUGCGGCGAGCGCCGGCCCGCGGAGGGGCCGGACCAGAGGGAGCGGCUAACCAUGUCUUUAAAUUCACCUACACUGGUAAAUGAAGAAAACUCUCAAGAACCAAGAAGAAAUUCUGAAUGUUUGAAAAGUGUAGAACCGCAGGCUCCAUCAUCGUUUCAAGAUAACCCACUUCAACAGCUACAGCUUGCAUCGCAGGAAGUACUUGAAAAGGCAAAGAAGAGUGGGAGAUCAAAAUGUCCUCGAUGCAGUAGCUCAAGGAUGUUUUAUUGUUAUACAUGCUUUGUUCCUGUUGAAACUGUCCCUACCAAAGAAAUUCCAACUGUGAAGUUACCUUUGAAGAUUGACAUCAUUAAACACCCAAAUGAAACAGAUGGCAAAAGCACUGCUGUGCAUGCUAAGCUCCUGGCACCUGAUGAUGUUACAAUAUAUAAAUACCCCUGCAUUCCAGAAUACGAAGAAAAAAGACAUGAAAUAGCACUUAUAUUUCCUGGUCCCAAUUCAAUUUCAGUAAAAGAUAUUGCUUUCCAUCUCCAAAAGUAUGUUAAGAAAGGCACUUGUGCUAAUGAUAAUGACUGUUCCAGAGAACCAUUUCUUAAGCAAGCAAAACUAGAACCUAAAGAAGAAGGAAAAAAUCUAAAUGAAUGCAUCUCAACCAAUGGGAAUGAAGGCACUAGACUGAAGAAAAUAAUAUUUAUCGACAGUACCUGGAAUCAAACUAACAAAAUAAUAACUGAUGAACGACUUCAAGGGUUGCUGCAAAUUGAGUUGAAGACAAGGAAAACUUGCUUUUGGCGUCAUCAGAAGGGGAAGCCAGAUACAUACCUUUCCACAAUAGAAGCAAUUUAUUAUUUCCUUGUAGACUAUCAUCAGGAGAUUUUGAAAGAGAACUACAAAGGACAAUAUGAUAAUCUGCUUUUUUUCUUUUCAUUUAUGUACACAUUGAUUAAAAAUGCCAAGUGUUGUGCAGGAAAAGAGUAAGAUGUCUUAUCUAUAGGUAAGUUACAUUAUAUUUGAUUUCUUUUAUGAUUAUAAACUGCACAAACGUAAUCUGGAAAUAGACUGUACUCUUAAUAAUGGUUAAGCGUUUGUCCGAAAGUAAGCUACAGAUUUUAUGUCCUUUACACUUGAGAUUGUAGAACUACUCUGAUGAGCAGUCUGAUAAGAAUUACUCCUUUGAAACCAGUCAGGCUUUGCUAAGUGUUGUGUCAUCACAGUGAGAUUAUUUCCUGAGGUGGGGAUAGGAGGACUUGGCCCCUCUUGCCAUAAGGAGUCAUGUCUCUUAACUGUGAAAAGCAAUUAGCAUGGUAGCUUUUUAUUGUUAUUAAUACUUUAUUUCCGGUAUUUUCAUUGUGUUUUAUGCAGUAAAACUGAUUUCACUUUCAUGACAUGAAAAGCUGAGUGAAAUUGUUAGGAUAGUAUUUAACUGGGGGUGUGCCAAUACAAAAUGAAAAACCACAUUAAGUGACUAGAAUAUAAAUUAUGUAUUUUCGAGACUAACUCUGGAAAAUUGUCCUAGUAAUAGAAAAGAAUGCUCUCUUUAAACAUUAUAUAGUGUAUGAUUUCUGUAGUACCAUUCACAUACUUUCUGGAUAAUUUUUUCGUUACUAUCAUUUUGUGCAACAUUAACUUAAAUGUCACAGUGGCAUAUCAUGAACAGUAAAAUUUUAUAGAUGCCACAUACUUUUGUCUGGAAACAGAUAUUUUUGCAGGACUCAAGACAAAUUAAUUUGCAGAGACAAAAUAUAGGGAAGAUACUUGUUCUGCCUACAACAAUUCCGACAAGACGUCCUUAAUUUAGGCAGACUAUCCAUCUGCUGUGUUUUUCUUUUGCAGUAAUAGUGCAAAUUUGAACAGCUAAAUAAGACAUUGUCUGAUGCUGAUGGAAGUUUUGAUGGUAUAUGUAGCACUGCUGGCAGAGUCAUCACAUGUGAAUGUAAUUAUAGAAGGGUGACUUUGCCAAGCUAUACCAUGCAGCUGAUGCUGGCAGAGGUAAUAGUCCUAAGCUGUAUCUUUACAAGCAGUUAUACGAAUAUAUUUGUAUCACGCUAGGAUGUUCUGCCAGAAAAAAUCAAGUUGGUAAAAAUCACAGUCUUAAGACAAAAAAAGAAUGUUUCAUUAGAGGUACAAUGUAAGAUGGAUAAAUAUUUAUGAAUAUUCUCAGAAGCACGUUCCUUAAGAAAACACUAAAUCUUGUCAAAGUGACACAGAAAAAUGAUAAUAGAUAAUGCCUUAAACAAGAAA